This is a messenger RNA of Lymnaea stagnalis (great pond snail), 7890 nucleotides long. NCBI's taxonomy places the organism in Eukaryota, Metazoa, Mollusca, Gastropoda, Lymnaeidae. The record is from the annotation of a GenBank genome assembly.
GUUGGGUUUACAUUUACAAUUAUUUACAGCAAGAUGGAGAUAUGCCAAUUCCGACCAGAUUGAUUGCAGGUGAUAACUUUAACCGUGAAAAAUAAAACUUACUUUGUUCACUCUAACUCUAAUUUAUGUAAUAAUGUUUAUAAACGUUACCUUUCCCCCCCCCUUAGCGUUGCCGGCCUUGGACAUAAUUUGUCAUUGUUGAUGCCACAAGUUAGGCUCAAAAUUGAGGAGUUGUCCUGACUCCUGUCGACUUCGUCAGUAUCACACUCGUCGCUGGUAUGUGAAUGUGACUUCUUGGGCUUGAAUAAACAUAAGAGUAUUUCUGUAAUCAAAACUGUUGAAGAGUUCAGUCACGAUAUUUGUUGGGUUUACAUUUACAAUUAUUUACAGCAAGAUGGAGAUAUGCCAAUUCCGACCAGAUUGAUUGCAGGUGAUAACUUUAACCGUGAAAAAUAAAACUUACUUCGUUCACUCUAACUCUAAUUUAUGUAAUAAUGUUUAUAAACGUUACCUUCCCCCCCCCCUUAGCGUUGCCGGCCUUGGUCAUAAUUUGUCAUUGUUGAUGCCACAAGUUAGGCUCAAAAUUGAGGAGUUGUCCUGACUCCUGUCGACUUCGUCAGUAUCACACUCGUCGCUGGUAUGUGAAUGUGACUUGCUUGAAUAAGCAUAAGAGUCACAGGCAGUCACCCAACUGUGGAGCUGAGACUAGCUGAUACUGAAUGCGUACCCUGAAUGCUAAUCUGGAGUUGAUGUGGUAGUCCUACAUUUGUACAGUCACAGUGCUUCAGUGCUUAAAAGUCAAUUGAAUUAAUACUACAUCAAAUCAAACCAACUACAACAAAGUACAAAGGCACAAAAAGGAGUCCAAGAAAUAGGUAUAAGUGAGUUUGUUAGGCCUAUACUAUAAUUAUAAUAUAAAAAAGAAUAAUUUAAAUUUAAUCAUUAUCAAAGACAGUCCUUCGUUACUGACAUUACCAUCACAUUCACAGAUUUUAGACUUACUGAUCAUACUGGGAUUAACUAAAGGUAAAGCGGGGAGCUUAUUUCAAAUGUAAGUGAAGUCAGCAGCUUAGAGAAGCCAUGAAAUUAAACUAGUAAAAAGGCAAAGCAGCUGCCUCAUUUUAGAAUACACAUGGUUGUCAACUCUUAUAAAAAAAGAAAAAGAAAGAUGAAAAUUCAAACAUAUCCACACAUUUUUUACAGACUAGAUUUUUUUUUUGUAUGGACACAUUUUUAAAAUAAACUUAUGAAGCUAAAAAAAAGGCAAAAGUUCCAUGUUAUGUCUGUGUAUCACUCUAUAUAAAUUGACCAUUUGAGCCUAUUAUUAACUAUUAUAUUAUAAAGUUAUUUAUUUAUUGUAUAGCAUCCUCAAUAUUGUGGAAUUGUUCCUGAUUAUAAUCAUGCAAGGUUCAAGCAACUAAGGAGUUUUGCUCCAAAAAAAUUGUGUCAAUGUUUUAUUUUUUUAAAGACAACCUUAACUUCUUACGUAAAUUUACAGACAGUUGGGAACGCUGAAUCGACAGCUCAGCAGCUAAUCAUAAUGAAGUAGAGAUUAUUUAUUAAUUUUUCCAUUAUCCAAAUGGAUGUGUCAUAGCAAUUGUUAAACUUAUAAACUCCAGGUUAAGGUUCCUCUAUAAUACCUUUUAUGUAAUGAAAAUUUUAAAAUUUAAAGUUAACACAGUUGAGUUGUAACUGUAGCAAUCUUUUAAAUAUAGGUCCUUACUUAUAGUAUUUCAUUAAAAAAAAGUCAACAAAAUUAAAAAAGUAUGCUCUUUCUAUCAAUUUUAAUGAGUGAUCACAAGAAUGAACUUGCAAAUCUUUUAUUUUUAGUUAUUAAAUUUAUUAAUUUAAAAAUUAUUUUUGUGCCAUGUCACAGCAGUAAAUGCAGCUGUAAUCCAGAUCUAUGGCUUUUAUGCAUUAUUUUCAAUCUAUGGAUUUGCUAAGUUUUCUGCUGUGGUAAAUGCAGCCUUUUAUGUGUGUUAAGUUCAUUUUUAUAAGCCUAUUAUAUUGUCCUAGACCUUUCUUUUGAUUUUUUUUUUUUUAAAUCAGUUCAAACAAUUGGUUUUUUUAAGUAAUUGAAAAAAUCAAAUUUUGUUGGUGGCAUGUGUCAUUUUUUUCAGUAUUAAAAAAUAGCCAUAAUUGGGCCUUUUAGUUAACAUCAGUAUUGAGUGAUAGCUUUUAACCACCAUCAUGCAUAACUUUUCUAUUCUACAGGUCUAUUUAUCUAUUGUGAUAAAAUUUGAUUAUUAAAAUACAUUUAGCAAAUUGCAAAGAAUUUAUUAUGACAUUGCAAAAUAAUGAUACUUAAGCCUAGCAUAUAUAUUUUUGCUAUUUUUAAAUUAGUAGGGCAUAGAUUAGAUCUUACAAAUAUUUAAAAUCGAAAUUUGAAGAAAUUCACAUUUGUUUUUUAAAAAAAUGUUUUCACUAGAAUGUCAGGCACUGGAUUAGAAACUGUCUUUACUGAAGAUGAGUUAGCAUCUUCAACUGAUUUGGUGGAUUGUAGGCAAGAAAACUCAAACACACAAUCAGGUAGUACAACCGCUUCUUUAGGUCACACAACAGUGGACUUUCACUUCGAAGAAGAUUAUUCGGAAGGUGAAACUAUUCUGGAUGGCAAUGUCACGGUGUCAGGAAAAGAAAGACAUUUACAGCUGAAAUCUAAAGGAUUGAAACUUACAUCCUGUAAAUCCGAAAAGAAAGACAAACAAGAAGGUAUUUUCUCUUGUUACAAUAAAAUCUGUUGCUUGUUCAAGUGAAUGGUGAUUAUGAGUUUAUUUACAUUUUGUGAUCAGUGGUUCAUAGCAGAUAAUUUUAAUAUUAAAUAGGUGAUGCAUUAUAGGAAACUACAGUAUGAAGGAUUGUGUAAAUAAGAAAAUCAAUUGAUAAUUUAUAUUGCAGUUCUUUUUCUGGUUUGGCGAGAUAUCAUCCAAGUUGAAAAGGAAUCAAAAGACUCAGAGCAACAAGAACAAACUACAUUUUUACUUCACCACAUUAAUAGACGCUCUAACAGUGUGCUGCGACUGGAGACAGUGAAAAUUGAAGAUUUUGGUGGACAUGGAGAGAAAUGGAUCAACAUUAUUUAUGACCAAUGUCACAAAGGUGACAUCUAACAUUCAAGCUACAUCUGCAAGCAAAUAACUCUCUUUAUUUUAUAUUAUCUUUUUGGCAUGUGCAUUGCUCUUAAAGAUUAAGUGUACUGUGGUUUUCCUCUAUAACCUAAUAAGAUGUUUAUUAAUCCUUAUACUUGUAUGUAUUUUGAGAAAAAAAGAUCAAAUCAUUUCAUAGAUAAAUAAAAAAAAACCCAACAAAUUAGUUAUAUCCUUUUUUUGUUCAUUUGGUUCAAAAGCAUAUGGUUCUUUUUAAACAUAGUUUUCUAGUUUUAUUGCAGGUCUUCAAUAAUAUAUUGAUGCUCAUUAAAAUAUGAAAAUUGCUUUCAGUUAGAGGGCGUCCCCAUAAACUCUUUGUCCUCAUCAACCCAAUUGGUGGAGCAGGCAAGGGGCGCCAGAUAUAUCUUAAGAGUGUUGCACCAUUAUUAGCUUUGGCUGAAAUUCAAACUACAGUAUUAAGUAAGCUGUUUCUUUUUUCCCCCACUAAUUUUUUUUUUUAGCUUUUAAAAAGUACUAAAGCAAAUUCAAGCAUAGAAUUUAAGUUUAUCAAAUUCUAACCUCUUGUAACUUCAAAAUGUUAAUUUUUUUUCAUUGCUAAUACAUGAUCAAAGAUAAGCUUAAAUUUACUGGGAAUUUCAGCUACAGAAAAGUCAAAACAUGCAUUGGAAAUAGGAGAAACUCAUGAUUUUUCUCUUUAUGAUGGGUAAGUUAAGUUUAAGCAGGGUGAAUUGCUGACAUAUUCCUCAAUUUUGAAAACUUAUUGUAUCCUGGUCCUUCACUGCUGUACAUUUAUUAUUCAGUUAAACAUUUAGGUUAUAGACUUACAUUACAUUGCAUUUUCAUAAACAAGUCCAGUACUCCUAUUUCUUUAUUUUCAUUCAAUAUUACCUUAUGAUUAUUUAAACAAUUAAAGUUUCAAACUUUCAAUGCAUUGAAUAUUUCAACACCUUCAGCUUUCUUGCUAAAAACUAAUCAAAUUUUUUUUUCAGAAUUGUCAUUGUUGGAGGGGAUGGUUUAUAUCAAGAACUCCUGCAGGGCUACACGAUACAAAUACAAAAAAGAUCAGGGGUCAAUUAUCACUCUUCUGAAGCUGAAUUUGCUAAGCCAAACAUACCUAUAGGGAUUAUACCUGCUGGUAUGUUUGCCUCUUAAAUUUUUAAGUAGAAUGAAUGAAUUUUGUUUUCUUAUACAUCAUGUGUCAUUCUCAUAUUUUUCUUCUUUUUCUACAGCAUUUUAAAGUUUUAAAUUUAAAAAUCCAAUUUAUUUUCUUCUGUAAUCAUUAUUUUGCACUUUAUUAUAUGUCAAAGUCAAAUGCAUUAAAGUAUUUAAAGAAAUUUUUUUCUUUAUUCAUCAGGUACAGGAAAUGGUGUGAGUGGAUGGGUAAAUGGAACAAUUGAUAUUGAGACAGCAGUGCUAAAUAUUAUCAGGGGUAACUGUAUAUUUUAUCAAAGCCAUUUAUUGCUCAUUUAAACUGACUAGUCAUUAAAUCACUAUAAAGUUAAAAUUAAUCUGUCAACCUCCUUUGUAAUAUUUAUGCAUGAUGUCAAAUAUUUUUGUAACCCAAGUAGCAUAAAAAUUCUGUAUUUGCCUGUCUCAUUAUUUGCCUAUAGUUCCAAAUAUAUUUGGGUAAAUGAAAAGCCAUUUUACCUUUUGUUUUCUUUCUAUAAUAAUUCUUAUUAAUUUUACCUACACGGUCCUUACAGUAGCCUUUCAAUUCCCCGUACUUUAUUUUAUACAUUUAUUUAUUUAAAUUUUUUUUAUGUUUGAUUUCAAACUGUGUGAUUUCUUUGGACACUUCCUCAAUCAAUUCAAUAUGACUUCCUGUUAAAUAUUCCCUUCUAUCAACUAUAUGUAUCUUUCUUUUGUCCCUCUUUGUAUGUUCUUGAAGACUUCUUAUUUGAAAUGUCCAUUUUCCUCAUCUCUGUGUUAUAUUUCAUAUUGCUUCUGCCUGAAUGCAGACCUCCCCAUAUUACACUUGUGGUAAUUUAUCACAUUUUCACAUAACUUAUAUUAUCAGCUAAAAUGAGAUAUGCUCACCUAGCUUGGAGCACUUAAAGCAUUCAGCACAUCACAAGUGAAAACUUUAGUAAAUUCAAUUUAAUAUUCGUGUUUGAAAAAGAAAUUUAACAAAAUUAUGUUUUCAAUUAUUUGCAGGGGAAAACCGCAGGGCUGAGAUCUUCACUGUUCACAGCAGAGAAAAGUUUGUAUGUAUCAGUGCGCUUGUGUUUGGCUAUGGGAUGUUCUCUGACAUGAUCAAGAGAACUGAUGAGCUGCGUUGGAUGAAGAAAGCUCGUUAUCCUUGUAAGCUUUUUAUUCUUGUAUGAUUCUUAUCCUCAUAGGUCGUUAUUCUUGUAAACUCGUUAUCCUGGUAAGCUCAUUAUCCUUCUAAGCUUGUUAUCCUUGUAAGCUUUUUAUUCUUGUAAGAUUGUUAUCCUUUUAAGCUCAUCUUGGUCAAAAUUAUUUAGUUUGCAUUUUUUAUAGAAUGAGCUUAUAAAAUUUAUUACACUACCUUAUUGGUUUUUAAAAGUUAUUUUGAAUUUAAAAAAUGUGCAUUCGAAAAAAAAUUAUUAAAAAUUUUGUAAAAGAUCCAUAUGUUUUUUAAUAGUGCUAAAAUAAUGAAAACAGUGAAACAUUAUAAUUUUUUGGUUUUCAUUUUCCUUCUUUUUCUUCAUUGAUUUUAGUGUCCAAAAUCAUUGAAAAGAUGUCUUAAAAAGAUUGUUCUGCUUGUGUUCUAGAUGCUGCAGCAGUGACCUUGUUCAAAAAGAAGAGAGUUUUUAAAUGUGAAUUAACCUACCGUUUAAGGAAAGAUCUUACAAGUACAGACCCAUGCAACAAUAGGUACAAACAUCUUUAGUUUUAUAGCCCGGGCUGUAGUUUAAUCGCCAACAACUUUGAGAAAACAGCACUAGAAGUUAUUUUUGUACUUUGUGUGUAACUUAAAAUUAUUUUUUUCCAGUACUGAAAAUAAACUGGAUCCCGAUAAACAGGAGCAAAAUCAUAAUUCAGGUAAAUGAUGAUAUAAUAAGCGAAUUGAACAAGAUUGUAAUAGUUUUUUUAAAUAUAAGCACUCACUUAGAUUGUACAUUCAUGUAUUUUGAUUCUGCGCUAGAGGGUAUUGACUACAUAAAGCUAUCAUCAGUUUUUUUUAAUGCAUUAAAAGAAAAUUCCAUAACUCCUCCACGAAACCCCACCCUGACAUAUUUGAACCAAAUUUUUUCUUUUUGUCCUCUUUUACUAGGGAGCUUAAAUUUGUAGUUAAACAUUUUUAAAGCGCAAUGAGACUGUAAACAUGACAGCUAUAUUAAGCCAGAUACAUUUUAAAAAUAAGGGGAAUAACUUUCAUUGUGUAAAUCUAAUUUUAAAUAACUUUUGUAAUGGCUACUUGGGCAAGUUGGUUAGAGCUUCAUUCUGGAAUGAUUUGACUGCAGGUAGGUCUCUUUCUUGUUAAAAUAUGAGUAGCUCAUAAAUGCCCUCCCUGGCUUUUUAGUGGCUACGAAGAGCAUGUUUGUUGAAACACUUCUUAUAUUCUUUAUCAGAUUGGAUAACUUAUACCAAGAGCAACAACAGGUACUGUGGCAUCUUCAGUUUUGCUUGUGAUGCUGUUGACCUGGAGGAUCGGUGUGUUAUAAACCCUUUCGGCUCUCAUGUGCAACUCGGCAUAGAUACUGGGUGUGGACAAAUAGCGCUGUUGAAAAGUCUCAUUAAAUUUUCAACUGGAAAAAAAGCACCAGUAAGUUGGUUUCAUUCCACUGCAGUUACAAAUUACUUACUUUGUGAAUUGUGGAGUAGGCUUGAAAUAGGCAGGACUUGUAAGGUUAUUUUUUUAUAACUUUAACCCAUAAAAUUCUCCAUAUUUAAAAAAUGUUAUCAUUUAGAUAUUAUUAAAAUUAGUCUCAUAAACACUUAUUAGGGGGAGGCGUAUUAGAUAUAGUGAUAUAUGUGAACCAAUAACUAAAAAAAAAAUUAACUUAAAGAACUGUUUUCCAGUUGAAGCUAAAUUGUCAUAUUUUGUUAAAAUAAAAAUGUUUGAAUUUGGUUUAUAAAAUUAAAUUUUGCUUAUUUGUCCAGUCCACAACACCUCAAAAUCUUGACUUCAUCUCAAAUGUCACUGCUUUCCGGAUCAAACUUUUGAGAGAUGACACUGAGACGGAUGACAGCGUGUCUGGGGCAAGGGCUAAGGCAAGAGAGCUUGAGAACCUUUUGGAUAUUGAUGGGGAGGUUGUUUAUGUGGAGAACCCAGAAAUGGAAGUCAGGUAAGCCAACUUUCUAAAAUAUCCAUGUGUGAAGUAUUUUAUCAUUGACAUAAUUUAAUAGAGAGUAAUUAACACAUUUUGUUUUAUAAAUUGAAAUUACAUCUUUUUUUUUUUUUUUAAUAAACCUCUUUGUCCAGGUUGCAUGUGUCAUUUGUUCCUCUCUAUGGAUGCAUUAGGAUGAACAGAACAGAAGUAGCUAAUGGAAAAUAAGUUGUUGCUUUUAUGGUAAAAGAGUCUAAUGCUACUUUGUUGAGGAGGCUCUUUCUGUCGAAUCAAGUGAAGGUUUAUAAGUUUUAUCAUAAAAAUCUCAAAUCAUCUAAUCCUGUUAGCUGUAGGCACAAUGUCUAAAUUGGUAAUUAAUAAAUAAAUAAAUCUGUGACCGAGUUGUUACAAAUUUUCUAACAAUGACUCCUCACUCUGGACACUCUUCCCUGUAUUAACAUGUUCUACGUAAAAAGAUGUUUCAAAGCUGUGUGGAGUGUUGCCUUUUGUGAUUUAAUUCCCAGAUUCAAACCGAUGUAAAAGUUGCC